CUCCCAGCCGCUGUUGUGCUGCCAUGUCAUUGCCAAAAUGGAUCGAGACGACGGAGCCUCCUUCCUUUAAUCAUUUUGCCAUUCAUUCACGCAGUCCUUUGGUUGGAUCUCAGCUUUGUUUCCGCGCGGACUGACGCCUCUUAUUUGUCUCGAGCGGGUGGUGGAGAGCUUGUGCUCAAAUCACGGGUUCCAAGGUUUGUGACAAGUGAGGUAGCAGAGCCCAGAGUUCAACUUGAUCACCAAGUCAGCAGAACUGUUUGGAAAGACGCAGCGCUUGCUGCUGUUUCUGCCCUACAGAGUGGGUCCAAUGCCACCACCAUUUUGAUGCCAAGUGGUGCUGGUGAUGUGCAAGUUGGUUUGGAGACAGUGCGGAGCUUUGUCGACACCACCGACCUUCCACAUUUCCGUAUUGUUGUUGCAAUCCCUAGCUCCUUGGCUUCUGCAGCGCAAAAGUUGUACGCUGAGACUUUUGCAGAAGACUCCAUAACACUCAUGACUUUGGGAACAGGUGUGUCAAAACAUCAAAUAGCCAGUGCAUUAAAGCAGAACUCCUCCACAAUUCUGCUAUGCCCUUAUAGCAUGAUGUUGAAGUUCGGCCUCGCUUUCAUCGAGUCCAAGAUCAAGACACCAAUGGACUUGAUCAUCUUCGCUACUGCCCACAUCCUGCGCGCUGGAGGUUUCCAUAGUCUAGGUGCCAGAGAUGAUAUCCUUCCAGCGAAUCGAAGGGUUUUUAUUUCAGCUAGGCAUAUGUUUGGCAUGGCACCUGGAGCUCUUCUAGCUCCAGGACAGGAGCCAGGUUUUCCCGAAGAGGCUCCACAGAGCAAGUUUGGGCCCGAAGUCUAUCGACUGGCCCAUGAUGAUGCGGAGCGGAAGGAAAUGACGGUGCCGAUACGUUUGCAGAUUAUCGAGUCAACCAAGGUGUCUGAUGUAGCCAAAGAGCUGGUAGAUCUGCAUGUGAAGUUAGGAAUCAACUCCAUCUAUAUUGCGCCCGAGCAGCCGCGACUGGCAGCUGCGUUGUCUGAGCUGCUCUCGGAAUUGACAGAUGGACGCUGCAAAGUGACUACCGGUGCAAACAAUUCUGAGGCAUCAAUUGAUGCUCUCCUUGUCUCCGGAAGUCAGCCUAGCUAUGUUGAGCUGGCUCAGGAGUUUCCACGGCUGGCUAAGUGGCAGCCUGAGAAGUCCAAUGGCUUCAUCAUCGCGGCAGGUGCUGCUAAAAACCAUGCAGCUGCCGCCUGGAUGGCCUUCGCCAUUGAGGAUUCACGUGCCGAAGAGGCACUCCAAAGAACCUCCGUGGAAUUUGGACGUGUUGACAGGCGCCUGAAGUGGAAUGAACUGCCCUACGAGCUACGCAGCCUGGUAAAUCGAGGUGCCAGGAGGCAAGCUGAAAUCGCCAUUGCUCGCGGGGUGGAGGCUUUGGGAGAUCCGUGGGAUAUUUGGCUUGGCCGCCUGUUGGCAUACCAGGAUCGACAUAAAAAUGCAAAUGCAAGGUUUUUAGCGACCCAAUUCGGGCAUGAACUCGGAGCUUGGCUUCAGAGCCAGCGGCAGCAAUGGGAGCGAGGAACCUUGAAAGAGAGGAAGGUUGCACGCUUGAAAGGCCUUGGCGUCAUGCUAGACCCAGAUGUGGAGAUGUUUGCGAAAGGCUUAUCGGAGCUUCGGAUGUAUGUCUCCCAGCAGCGGAAACGUGUGGUGCCAUGGAACUAUGUUUCAGACUCCAGCUUCAGAUUAGGUGAGUGGGUAGUGGAACAGCGUACCUUGCAGCGACGAGGGAAACUCAGUCUGCAAAGGCAGCAGUUGCUGAGAGAAGCUUUCUUCUUGUGGCAACCUGCCGAAGCACCAUCCUCCAUGUUUGAGCAUCCGGAAGACCCUGAAGCAGCGGAUGUGACCCAUGCAAUUGAAGAUGAGCUGCGGUCUUUAAGGUGGCAAACAAUUACGCAGCGCAGAGCCAUUUUCCGUGCAAUGGUUUUGAGGCACCAUCCCGACAUCUCAGAGUCCAAGUAUGCGAAUGAUGCCAUCCGUUUUCUCUCGGAUGUCAAGGAUUGGUUCCUGGCUGGUCACUGAUCACAAGGUUGUGAGGAAUUGCAAGCUGAGUGCUUCGUCGAAAACAAUACUGGAGGCGUAUGCAGUGAGCUACGGGUCAUGCAACAGCCAAGUAAAAUGCUGGAAAGACUAGAGUGUGAAUCAACUAAACGCGAGAUGAGAGAAAGAUGA
Cladocopium goreaui is the source of this 2208-nucleotide messenger RNA. The record is from the annotation of a GenBank genome assembly. Lineage: Eukaryota; Dinophyceae; Suessiales; Symbiodiniaceae.